UGUUAUCGUUAUUCUUUCCUUAACCAUGGUUAGAAUCUACUUUUUACUUUCCCCUUUCUAAAUCUUACUGUGCCCCGUCUUCUGGGUUGGUUUUUUCGUAGCUCUUCAUGUGUCUGCUUAGCUGAAGUUGGUGAAUGGCGGAAUCCGGCGAGUGAUUGGUAUUUUUGUUCUUGUAAUCCGCGGUAAAUUAGGUAUGUCAGUUACUCUUUUUCAUUUUUUUAUGCUACCAUUACUUCCGUGCUUCUCGCUAUCAUCUUAGUUGCUUGUUUUAAUUUUAAUUCGUUGGUUGUUUAGGGUUUUGUGCGUUAAUGACAGUAAUUUCUUAAUUGUUACUAUUCAGUUGGGGUUGAUAGUAGCGUACUUGUGUAUGAGUGCUUUUUUGAACUUGAUUAGCUUAUUUGAGUUGAUUUUUUUUUAUUAGAAUUUACGAUUAAAUACAUAUUUAUUCCAUUGUAAUUUGAGUGAUUCUGGUAAACUUGUUUAGAAUUGUCGUGAGUGAAGAAUUAAUCAGUGAUUUCUGUAUGUUGCUACUUGAUCUAUUCACAGAUUCUGGGGUGUCAAUAUAUUGUGGGUAUUGGCAUUUUUGAUCUGCUAGCUUGAAUAAGUUUAAGUUGUUGAAAUGAGUUGUAGCACUGAUUUAGAUGUUGAGUGCUCUCCUAAUGGAAUUUGUGUCGAGGUGGUUCCUUCUGUUUCCCCGGGAGCUGAUGGUGGGGGUUUGGUAGAAGGUAGUCGUGUAUACAGGACACCAGUUCGGACAGUAGAAACUGUGCAUACCGUUGUGUCUAGUAACAAGGAUACUGUUGUGUCUUAUGUGGAACCCCUAGUGGAAGGAAUGGCUUUUAAGACCUGGCUGGACGUUGAAGCCUAUUACAAGGAAUACGCUCAACAUACUGGUUUUGGGGUGACCAGGGUGCAGGGGUCAUACACCAGGGAAAAGGAACGUAGGGCGAUGACUUGGCGUUGUCAGUGCUGGGGUAGACUUGAUAUGAGGGCAGUGAGGGAGGCCAAGAAGAGAGCGAAAGAAAUGCAGGUUUGUGGUACUGGUGGGGUUGUUGGAGGUGUAAUUGGAGAGGAUGAGUUAAGUCGUUGUAAGCGAAAAUCAAAGAAGUGUGAGUGUGAGGCAAGGAUUUAUGCAAGUGUGAAUGGCGAAGGUGUUUGGGUGAUUAAGACUGCAGAGUUAGAACAUAAACACCUAACCAGCCCUGGUAAAGCAAAACUGGUUAAGGAGUACAGAAUGAAGAAUUACUCAUCAAAUGUUAGGAAGAAGUUAAUGAAUUAUCUUGAUGAGGGUGUUUCCGUUCGUAAAAUUCAUGGUUGUCUUGGGACUGAAAUGGAAGAGAACUUGACCAUGACUGUGAAGGAUCUGCAGCAUGAGGUUUAUAAGGAGCGGAAAUCAAAGAUGGAAGGUGGAGACUCGGCUGCUAUGAUGGCUUAUUUUGAGUAUAUGAUGGCUGAUAACCAGAAUUUUUUCCAUGUGAACAGGGUUGAUUCUAAUGGCAGGUUGAAAGAUGUUUUAUGGGUUGAUUCCCGUAGUCGGGCUGCUUAUGAAUGCUUCGGUGAUGUAGUUUGUUUUGAUGCAACCUACCUCACUAACGAGUAUGAGUUUCCCUUUAUUAAUUUUGUUGGGGCCAACCACCAUGGUCAAUCUCUUUUGCUUGGUUGUGCACUUGUUUCUCACGAGGAUUCAGAAACAUUCCGUUGGGUCUUCCGGCAAUGGUUGACCUGCAUGGGAGGCAAAGCACCAGUUGGUUUUCUAACUGAUCAAGCUGCUGCGAUGCGCAAACCAUUGGCUGAACUGAUGCCUAAUACGAGGCAUAGGUGGUGUAUAUGGCAUAUACUGUCCAAAUUUCCAGAUAAGCUGGGCAAACUACCUUUGUAUAAUGAGUUUAAGAACAAGCUUAAAUCUGUGGUCUAUGAAAGUUUUACUACUGAGGAGUUUGAAAGGAGUUGGACAGCUACAGUGAACCAGUACAACCUUGAAAGUAAUGAAUGGCUUUGUGGUCUGUUUGAAGAAAGGCACAUGUGGGUGCCUGCUUUCAUGAAAGAAUUUUUUUGGGCGGGCAUGAAAACGACGCAGAGAGUGGAGAGUAUAAAUAGCUUUUUCGAUGGCUUUGUAAAUCGGAAAACCAGGCUGUUUGAAUUUCCCCGGCAAUACACCCGAGCUAUGACGAAGCGUGUGAACGACGAGGUGGCUGCUGAUGAUAACUGCUCCAAAUACCUUAGAAGGUUGAUCAGUGGGUUUAAGCUAGAGAAGGUGUUCCAAAGGCUGUACACCGACACAAAAUUCCAAGAGGUGCAGACUGAAUUAUUUAGGUUGAUGUAUUGUUAUUGCCGAGAUGAACGGAGGUUAUUAGAUAAUGUUGUUCAGUAUCUUCUUGAGGAUCGGGUGUGGAUUGUUCCAGCGGGGCAGAGUCAUGAGGUUCUAACUGAUAGGAGGAGGUUUUAUCGCGUUACUUUUGACACUAGCACAAAGGAAGUAGAGUGCGACUGUCGUAAAUUUGAGACUUUUGGCAUAAUGUGUAAGCACAGUAUGCGCAUUCUCGAUCAGAAUUUGGUUUUUGAGAUCCCUCAGAAAUAUAUCCUAACUUGAUGGCGCAAGGACAUUGUUCGUAGGCACACCAGGGUUAAAGUACCAUAUCAUGACCCCUCACUAUCUGUGACAGUUUAGAGGAGUAACAAGAUGUUGAAUGCUUUUGAGGCACUUUCAGAAACGGCUUCGACUGUGGAUGAUGCAGCUGUUGAGCUUGUUCUACAUGGUAUUGCAAAAUUGAAGGGCCAGGUCCAGAAGCUUAAACAGAAGAAAGAUGAAUUGAAUCCUCUUCCAGAAGUUGCUUCUUUCCCUAUUGGGCAUGGUCUUUCACAACCCAAGUCCCCUAUGACUAUGUCUUCUGUUCAUAAUUUAGCUAAUGAUGAAGCUAUUGAUUACGAUGAUUAAGCUGUCGAGGAGGUUGAUGAGUACUUGUUGGAUCUGUCAGCCAAUGAUGAUGUAAACCAGGUUGGAGAUUUAGAUGGAGGCGUUAUCUUUGCUAAUGACAAGAAUAAUACCCCAGUUGCAUUGGUUGAGCAACCCCGUCAAGUUAAGAAGCGAAGGGGAAGACCUCCAAAGUCUGCUACCAUUCAAUCCUUUCCCAAACGUACCCCUCAGCCAGUCCAUGAUUCUAGUAAAACUACCACCCCGAAGCGCAGGGGACGCCCACCAAAGGCAACACCUCAGGGGUAUACUGUUCAAGUUAACAAUUCUGGUCAUGUGACAGGUACCAUAUUAGAUCUAAUAAAACCAAAAAGGCGCAGGGGAAGGCCAAAGGGUGGACACCACAAAACACUGGCAGAGAAAGGGUAUAAGAAGGAUGCACCUAGCCAGAAACGCAAGGAUCCUGCCACUCAGUACAUAUUGGACACUUUCUACCCCUCCACAUUCAAUGGUUCAUCCAUGUCUAAGAGAAGAUGCUUACGGUCUGAUACUGCUGACAAGAACGAUCCCUUUGAAUUAGAGUUGCAGCAAAUUGAUGUCAGGAUUGAAAAUGGGACAACGAGCAAAUCAAUGGAGUUCUAGUUAAAUCCCUGUGUGCACUUAAUAGUUGGUCCUUAUUGUUGCAAACAUUUAAGUUUUAUCUUACCAUUGGACCUUGAUGGACUUCUAGCUGAACUGUGUUUUUCAAUCAUGGGUUGUUUUUAUUUCGAACUUUUGUUUAGACUGCACAGCUUUUAUUCAAUGGUCUAACUAAUUAUGGUAUUUAGUUAUGUUCCGUUGAGAUUGUAACAUGUUUUGUUAAUGGUCCAUGGUUUAAUGAUACUGAUUAAAAAAAACUGGUGUGCGUAUUUAAUA
Messenger RNA from Chenopodium quinoa (quinoa), 3826 nucleotides. Its product is annotated as protein FAR-RED IMPAIRED RESPONSE 1-like. Gene Ontology annotation, molecular function: zinc ion binding. Lineage: Eukaryota; Viridiplantae; Streptophyta; Magnoliopsida; Caryophyllales; Amaranthaceae. The record is from RefSeq and is a predicted model, not a curated record. Gene Ontology annotation, biological process: regulation of DNA-templated transcription. The coding region runs from base 620 to 2590 and encodes 656 amino acids. The transcript is spliced from 4 exons.